AUAAUGCACUACUCCAUAGACAAAAUGGCGGGCUUGGGCGACCAAGGAGACAGGAGAAAACUAAUUUAUGUCUAAAUUUUACGAGCCAGGCUAUAUGAGCUCUAGAUUUAGAAGCUCAUUAAGUCUUGCUAGGAUAAAAAAUAUCUGAGGAAAUCUCUUUCGAUGGCUUGUAUGGAGAACAAGUUGGCGUAUCCAGGAAAAAGUGUAGGUAUGGAAGACACAACACUUACCCUGGAACAAAUUGAGCAUGUGCCUCAGGUCCCGAGAGAAUUCUCUUCUGUAAGGAUACGGGAGUUUGAUGACAGUACUGCCAACCCUGAACCAAUAGCACAAGAUGAAGAGGCAGACCAGUUAUUGGAAGAAUUCCUGUCGCCAUCAAAACUGAGAUCCCUAACUGGCUUUAAGAAUCUUGAUGAAGUUGAAUACCUUGAAAUGAAAGUUGAUACAAGAGAAAAUAGUCUUGGAAAUUUUGGUGCUCUGCUGCCUAACUUGACUGAGCUUAAAUUGUCUAACAGUAUAAUAGCUACUGUAAGAGACCUUGGAACCUCUUUGACUAAUCUAAAGACCCUUUGGCUAUCAAGAGCUGGACUGAGUGAUUUAGAUGGCAUUAGUUCAGUGUCCUCUUUAAAGGAGUUGUACUUGGCAUUUAAUCACAUAGAAGAUGUCAGCCCUGUCAGCAUGCUGGACCAACUGGAGAUUCUUGACUUAGAGGGCAACAAUGUGAGUGACAUCACUCAGGUGGAGUUUUUGUGCCUGUGUUCGUCAUUGAAGAUCUUGACUUUAGAAGGCAAUCCAAUCUGCACCGCUCCAAAUGCACUCUCAUCGCAGGAGGAAAUAAGAAGUUAUGAUUAUCGUAGUGCAAUUCACAAAGUUGUUCCCAAUGUCAAAAUACUGGAUGAUGAGCCUUUCUUGGUAGAAAAAGUUGAUGGGAAACCUGUGUUGCGGCAGCCUCCAGCAUCGCACAGGCCUAACAAGGUUCCAGAGCAUCUCAAGGCAGACUGGCAGCUGGUCAGUGAAGGAAUCAAGGCAAUUAACAUUGAUGAAGAGGAGGAAAGUUCAUUUGAUAUGGUAAGACCAGGUUCAGCUGCUGAUACAUCAAGACAAGACAGGCCCUCAAGUGCCAUGUCUACAAGGCCACGUCCAAUGUCAGCCUCACGGCAGAGACCAGCCAGUGCCAUGGGGCCACGGCCCGGCUCUGCGGGAGGAGGCUUAGAAGCAAUUGGAGUUUUUCACCAGGAUGAUAGCAGUGAUCUCACUCACGGUUCCAGUCAGGUUAUUUGCGGGAAUAUAUCACGAGCACUAAAGUCAAGACGAAAGGAUAUGAAAACACCCAGGAUCCCCGUGGUAGCUUUUCUAGAGAGUCCUCGGCUUUACACACCUGAGAAGAGUUUCGAGGAAGACACAGAGCCAUCAGCGAGCAAAAAUGACAUACUUGAAGAACUCAAAGCUUGGAGAGACGAGUAUUCCAAGAUGUUAAACGACGAAAAAAUCACACUAGCCACCAACAGGGAGGACAAAUGUAUUGUAUCUCAUGGCGAGGUUACAUCUACCACGGAACAAGAAGCACCCACAACACCUACCUACUCUCCGUCCCCUCCCAGGAAAGCCACUCGUCGCCCUGUUAGCCCUUCUGCUGUACGCCGCUCUCUCCCUACUCCUCCCCUCGUGGGAAAGGAAAUUAACAGACCCAAUACUGCUGCAGACUUCAGGAUGCGAAGAUACCGGCAGCUUUCCGGUGAGACAAGUGUGAAUCAAUUAAGACUCCGAACCCUUCACGGAGACGAGAGUUUCGAAGUGGACAAGAAUACAUCGACUCCUUCUUUGGACACCAGACGCUCUCCGCCUUUAGUGAUCGAAGAAGACUCAGAACCACGCUCUUCGUCUGCACCUGUACGAAUCAACCGGCGGACGAGAUCAAUGACAGGAAAUUUUGUAGUCAAUAACAUGAUACAUGGGUAGGUAACUUUUAUGGACCAUAAAGGAUUUCAAUCUAAAAGUUAAAUGGCCUUCAAACAUUACAUUGGAGGAAAAUGAAACGAGUUAAACAAAGUGCUGUUUAUAGCACCUCGCAACUCCACAAAUGUGUGACGAAAUAUGAUUAUUAUUCUUAGUCUUCUUAAGAAACAGUAAUUAUAAUGCUACAAGAAAGAAAGUUAUUUAACAAAUUACUGAAGCAAUAUAUUCGUUUUAUAAUCGAGUUCGAGGUCUGGACAGAUUGCUCGAGGCGUGGUUAAGCCAGUUCAAGAUUAGGGUAAAUUUUGAUCAGUUCAGUCUUAUAAAUUUUCAGGUGAGGUUUACUGUUAACAUUUGCUGUCAACUUUUGCUGAUCACCUUUUAAUCCGCAACCUGAUCAUGAUGACAGUGAACGAGCUUUUUCCUGCAAAAUGUUUCGCCGUAAAUCGACGGAAAAUUUUUACAGAACCGAUCAAGAAAACGAGAGUACAUAUGUUGCAUCUCUCGCUCAAAAGAGAGGAAAAACGGGUUAAGCCUGGGGGAGAACAGACUGUAGAAUUAGCCAAUCAAAACGCUUGUCCUGUCUCAGAUACUUCUGUUUGUUUGCAGGGAGACUUCCACAAAAGAUGGCACCAGACCCUCCCGUAAACUUCCUGACCCAGUGUUAUUGGGACAAAGACCUGGAACAGCAGCCGCUGCCCU
Orbicella faveolata is the source of this 2655-nucleotide messenger RNA. Its product is annotated as leucine-rich repeat-containing protein 56-like. Lineage: Eukaryota; Metazoa; Cnidaria; Anthozoa; Scleractinia; Merulinidae. Gene Ontology annotation, molecular function: protein binding. The record is from RefSeq and is a predicted model, not a curated record.